Messenger RNA from Dipodomys ordii (Ord's kangaroo rat), 2095 nucleotides. RefSeq names its product fibroblast growth factor 1 (acidic) (gene Fgf1). NCBI's taxonomy places the organism in Eukaryota, Metazoa, Chordata, Mammalia, Rodentia, Heteromyidae. Gene Ontology annotation, molecular function: growth factor activity; fibroblast growth factor receptor binding. Gene Ontology annotation, cellular component: cytoplasm. The transcript is spliced from 4 exons. The record is from RefSeq and is a predicted model, not a curated record. Gene Ontology annotation, biological process: fibroblast growth factor receptor signaling pathway; animal organ morphogenesis; positive regulation of protein phosphorylation. Bases 383 to 850 code for a protein of 155 amino acids.
GCACUGUGUCUAGGCAGGUCCCCUAGGCUGCUAAACAAGGCCAGAAUCAGACCUAGAGCCCCGACGCUCAGCUCCCUCUGACCUCCCCCAGGGACUGCCAGCGGAUCUGUGGCAUGGCGCUUGGCGUCUGGCCAGCAACCUGAUGUGCAUGCCACGGCCCGUCCCUCUCCCCACACAGCGCUGCUGAAACGCAGAGCUUCAGAGAGCCGGCUUGGGGCUGCUGGAGAGGCAGCCUCCUCAGGGUGACAAGGAUCCACACAGCGAAGGACAGCAGCUGGGUUCAGUUUCAGCCCAGAGCGAAUGAGAAGAGAGGACGGCCCUGGCCUGCAAGCGCUUCAGUCUUGAGAACAUCGUCACCCCUGCCGCCAGCCACUGCUGAGCCAUGGCUGAAGGGGAAAUCACAACCUUCACAGCUCUGACGGAGAGGUUUAACCUGCCUCACGGGAACUACAAGAAACCCAAACUCCUCUACUGCAGCAACGGAGGCCACUUCCUGAGGAUCCUCCCAGAUGGCACAGUGGACGGGACAAGGGACAGGAGCGACCAGCACAUUCAGCUGCAACUGAGUGCGGAAAGCGUGGGGGAGGUCUAUAUAAAGAGCACCGAGACUGGCCAAUACUUGGCCAUGGAUGCCGACGGGCUUUUAUACGGCUCACAGACACCUGAUGAAGAAUGCUUGUUCCUGGAGAGGCUGGAAGAAAAUCAUUAUAACACCUACAUAGCCAAGAAACAUGCUGAAAAGAAUUGGUUUGUCGGCCUCAAAAAGAAUGGAAGCUGCAAGCGUGGUCCUCGGACUCACUAUGGCCAGAAAGCAAUCCUGUUCCUCCCCUUGCCUGUCUCCUCUGAUUAGAGAAUCUCUGCCCUGGGUGCUAGGCACUCCAGAGGAGCCUGGAGGGGUCCUUAACUCAUUGACCCCCCCACAAAUGUUCUCUUAACCUUGGCUGUGCUAACUCCCAGCCCACAGAGCCUGAAUUCGUAAGCAGUGCGCUUCUAAGUAUCCAGCCCACUUUUCCUGCAGAGCUCUUUACCCUGGCACAGUUUGGAACGGAGGACCACAUAGCUUCAAGGGGCCAAGUGGCUGGCCAGUCUGGGUGUGGGUGAGGAUGCCAGGUGCAUCCAGCACCUGCUACAGGCUGAGCCUCUGAAUGAAAAGCAGGGCCAGAUGAAGUAUGUUCAGGGGUCUGCCAUACCACCCCCCCUACUGAGUAAACCUUGGCUGACAGCCCCAAAACAUUUGGCAUGACCGCCUUUUCCCUAUCAGUAUCCUCUGAAAUACUAGCAGAGACACUGAUAAUGAAGUUAGAGGGGGCAGGAUUUUUAUGAGAGAAACAGGGACUGAGAAGUCCCUCCUCCAGCAUGGGAGGGAUGUCCAAUGGGAAGGGAAUUGCAUUUUGAUGGAUGACUUAGAAGGGUGGCUUUCAGGGCAGCCUCAGUGAAGGAAUGGGGGAAGGCUACAGGGAAGCAGAAAGAACCUCCAGCCUGGGAGUCCCUGCCAAGCUUACCCAUCAGCAGAAAGCCGGAUAAGGUCAGAGCCCUGCACAGGGCUCUUGAUAAAAGUGACAUCAGAUGUUGAGAAAUUCCUUUGGGUCUGGGGAAUGGGGGUGGGAGUGAUAAGAAAGAAAAGGUACCAAUGGCAGGGGAGAUGCUGUCCCCUUUCUGGGAUGAUUUAAGAAGCAAGGAACAACCCAAGCGCCACGAACAAUCAGGGGCUUUGGAACCCUAACAUGGAGCCUCCCCACCCCAAACUUUAAUAUUAAUACAGAAUAUGCAGGGAUGCAGGGAUCUGGUUUGAAUAUGGAACAUGACUUGGUGAGGCUAGGGUAGAGUGUCUACAUUUCCAACAGGUUUGCUGGUCCUGUAGAUACUGCCUUCCCACCAUCCCCAUCUAGCUUUAGGAUAGAUUCUAAAGAAUUAUGUUCAGAGGCAGGCGGCCCAAAUCCUGACCCUCACCUGCCUCAGUCUCCCCAUAAACACACAUCCAGGCAGUCCCCUAAACAUCCAAGUAACAUCCAUGCUAGUUAACGCUUGUAUUAAUAAGGAACAUGUUUUAAGGUGCUUUGGUCCAAUGCUUCUAAAAGGCCCACUUAGAAAAUAG